CUCCCCUCCGGUCCUGUGGAGAGUGUGGGAGCUGUGGAGGUGCCCAACGCCUGCAGUGGUAGCAAGAGGACCCUGGUCAGCAUCUGCAGCUGUCAGGUAGGCGGAUUUGAGAGGCCCUGUCUUCCUGAUUCUUUAGAAGCCAUCUCUUCGCCGCUGGCAUUAUGCUGUCCCCUCAGAGGGCUUUACUCUGCAACCUCAACCACAUCCACCUCCAGCAUGUGUCUCUGGGCCUGCACUUGUCCCGCCAUCCUGAGCUACAGGAGGGGUCCUUGAGCACAUCCUUUCCCCCAGGGGACACUGGGGGCAAGGAGAGUCGGGGUGCCUGCAGCGGGACCCUGGUGGACGCUAAUUCCAACAGCCCAGCUGUGCCCUGCAGAUGCUGCCAGGAGCACGGGCCAGGUUUAGACAGCCAGCAGGACCUAGAACAGGAGGAAGAGGGGGCUGCCUCUCCCUCGGACCCCGGCUGCUCCUCCUCUCUCAGCUCCUGCUCAGAUCUUAGCCCUGAUGAAUCCCCUGUCUCGGUCUACUUGCGGAACCUCCCGGGCGAUGAUGUCCACCCUCAGACCAGAAUCACCCCCCUGGAGCAGGACUCCCGUCUGGCCCCCACAGGCCCUGGUGCCUGCUCUCCUGACAGCUUCUGCUGUUCUCCUGAUUCCUGCUCCGGAGCUUCCUCCCCACCCAGCCACGUUCUGGACUCCAACUGCAAUGCUUUGGUCACCUGCCAGGACCCCCCUUACCCUGGCCUAGAGGAAGAGGACGCCUCCGGGGAGCAGGACCUCCCUACCUCCGAGGUCCCAGAGGCCGAUGACGGGAAGAUCAACUCUAGAAAAACCGAAUCCAGUUGGAAAAUCAAUCCCAUUUGGAAAAUUGACACAGAGAAAACAGAAGCUGGCUGGAAAAUAACUGAUAACAAUAACUCUGGUUGGAAAAUCAAUGGAAAUACUAACUCUAGUUGGAAAAUUGAAUCUGGAAAAUUCGACUCCGGCUGGAAAACCAACGUAAGAAUAACUGAUUCUAGCUUGAAAACAGACGCAGGGAAAAAUGAUGGGGGAUGGAGAGAUGACAUCAGCGAGGAGCCGGUGCCUUACAGGACAAUCACAUCUUUCCAUGAGCUGGCCCAGAAGCGUAAGCGGGGCCAGAGUCUGCCCCUCGUGCCGCAAGCCAAGAAAGACCGCAGCGACUGGCUUAUAGUCUUCUCGCCUGACACCGAACAGCCCCCCACCGGGUCGCUGGGAGGCUCUCUGGUGGCGCCCCGGGAAGUUACCACCUUCAAGGAACUUCGGUCCCGAAGCCGGGCCCCGCCCCCGCCAGUCCCGCCCCGUGAUUCCCCAGCUGGCUGGGCCUUGGUCCCGCCCCGGCCCCCACCCCCACCCGUCCCUCCCCGGAGGAAAAAGAACCGACUGGGGCUGCAGCCCAUAGCCGAGGGGCAGCCCGAAGAGGUCAGGGCGGUCAGCCCCCUAGCGGGCGAAAAGGCCCCAGCCGCCAAAGAGCCGGAGCAGCCCGGUGCGCAGGCCGGCCUUGAGGCCCGUUCCCUCCUGCUCCCUCGGCCCGUGGUUUUCCGGUUCUCGGCCGACGGGCGCCCCCUGUUGGAGGGUGGGGGCACGGGCACAGUUGGGUCUUUGCUCCUGGCUCCUCUGGCGGGCUGGUCCGGAGCAGGGCUGCGGUUGCCGGGGGCGCCCAGUCCCUCAGAGGAGCAGCUGCUCCCUGUCCGCCUGUCCCCCGUGGGAGCCUAUUCUCCUCCGGCUCGAGGGGCCCUGUCCUGCCUGGCCAGCCCCGAGCUGGCACUGCUGCUGUCCCCGCUCUUUCCCAGAAGUAGCACCUUCCCUGCCGCGGCUCCCCCACCCCGCCAGGUACCCGCCCCCCCGCUGCCACCGCCACCUCGUCCGCCGAAGGCCCCUCGCUGGACCAGGAGCCCACCGCCUCCACCCAGGCUACUCCGCAGUUCCUGGUCCUUCGCCGGUGUCCCCCGGGCCCAGCGACUGUGGAUGGCAGAAGCCCAGAGUGGGACUGGCCAGCUGCAGGAGCAGAAAAAAGGUCUCCUGAUAGCCGUCAGCGCCUCAGUGGAUAAAAUCAUCUUGCACUUUGGGGCAGCUCGAAACUUGGUUCAGAAGGCCCAGUUGGGAGAUAGUCGGCUGAGCCCAGAUGUGGGGCACUUGGUGCUGACCACCCUCUGUCCCGCCCUCCAUGCCUUGGUGGCUGAUGGGCUGAAGCCUUUCCGGAAGGACCUCAUCACUGGGCAUCGCAGGAGCAGCCCCUGGAGCGUGGUGGAGGCAUCUGUGAAGCCAGGUUCCAGCACCCGGGCCUUUGGAACCCUGUACAGCCAGGUGAGCCGUCUGGCCCCACUGAGUAGCAGCAGAAGCCGCUUCCACGCCUUUAUCCUGGGCCUCCUCAACACUAAGCAGCUGGAGCUGUGGUUUUCCAGUCUCCAGGAAGAUGCAGGCCUGCUGUCCCUCUUGUACCUUCCCACGGGAUUCUUCUCCAUGGCCCGGGGUGGCUGCCCCUCCCUGUCCACGGAAUUGCUGCUGCUGCUACAGCCACUGUCGGUGCUCACCUUUCAUUUGGACCUGCUCUUUGAGCACCACCAUCACCUGCCCCUGGGCCCACCUCAGGCUCCUGUCCGCCCCGGCUCACCUCCAGCCCUGCAACAGACUGUGCAGGCCAUGCUGCACUGGGGAGGUCGGCUGGCCCAGAGCCUUCGUGGGGCUUCUGGAGAGACCCCUCCAGGCCCUUCAGCUCCUUCAAGCCCUCCUAAACCAGGCAGCUGGUGGGAGCAGCUGACCCAGGCCUCUCGGGUCUAUGCAUCUGGGGGCACUGAGGGCUUCUCCCUUCCUCGGUGGGGAUCCAGGCGGCAAGGGACUGUGGCUGAGGGAGCACGGGAGAGAUCACUGCCUACCGAGGACGCGGCACCAGGCAGAGGCGUGUGGCUGGGGAGACUGUUUGGAGUGCCCGGGGGAGAAACUGAAAGUGGAGCUCUAAAGUCCAGGAGACCAUCCAGCUGGCUUCCUCCUACAGUGAGUGUGCUGGCUCUGGUGAAGAGGGCGCCACCUCCCUGCUCUCCCGGGGAGCCCGAAGCCUCAGCACCCAGCAUGGUGCAGACCUACAGGGCGGUCCGUGCUCUCUGUGACCACACUGCUGCAGGACCCAAUCAGCUGAGCUUCCGGCGUGGGGAAGUGCUGCGUGUCGUCGCCACUGUGGAUGAGGACUGGCUCCGCUGUGGGCGGGAUGGAGUGGAGGGGCUGGUGCCUGUGGGGUAUACCUCUCUCGUUCUCUAGGCCUAGGACCUUUUCCUUGCCUUCAUGUAUCUCUCUCCUGUCACCUGGGAAUGGAAUGGCCUGUGAACACUAACCUGUGUAAACUGAUCAUCCAGAAGCAUUUUUCUGGUCUGUAAAAUGACUUUCCUCCCACAUCCAUUUUUGCUACGUAAAUUUUCCUUCUUUCCUCCCAUACCCACAUGUAAUUUGAAAUUUGCUCUUCCAAAUCCAUACAAAGGAAUUUCCCUCCAUGCAGUCUCUUUCCUCUUCCCCAUCUGCAUAAGGGAACAUCUCCCUUUCUAUCUGCAAAAUGGAAAUCUAGCCCCAUCUACCUUUUUCUUGUGUAAGUGAACUCUGCCAGUACAGUGUAUGCACCUCAGUUCCCAAGACUAGAGGGUCUCUAGUCUCCUUCCUGUACAUGAAUCUUCCCCCCAUCCCACGUUGCCUGUAUUUAUUAUGUACUCAUGUUGUAAUAGAUGAAGUCUGGACACCCCUGGUGGGUGGGCCUGUGAUGUUGGUCUGCUUCCUUCCUCCUUUGUCCCAAUAAAGUGUGGGAGUUGAA
This is a messenger RNA of Artibeus jamaicensis (Jamaican fruit-eating bat), 3813 nucleotides long. It is a transcript of the gene RUSC1, whose product is annotated as RUN and SH3 domain containing 1. Gene Ontology annotation, cellular component: cytoplasmic vesicle. The transcript is spliced from 11 exons. Lineage: Eukaryota; Metazoa; Chordata; Mammalia; Chiroptera; Phyllostomidae. The record is from RefSeq and is a predicted model, not a curated record. Gene Ontology annotation, molecular function: protein binding. Bases 162 to 3272 code for a protein of 1036 amino acids.